This is a messenger RNA of Vidua macroura (Pin-tailed whydah), 5562 nucleotides long. Its product is annotated as rho guanine nucleotide exchange factor 11-like. The record is from RefSeq and is a predicted model, not a curated record. The coding region runs from base 89 to 5137 and encodes 1682 amino acids. Gene Ontology annotation, molecular function: G protein-coupled receptor binding; guanyl-nucleotide exchange factor activity. Lineage: Eukaryota; Metazoa; Chordata; Aves; Passeriformes; Viduidae. The transcript has 41 exons. Gene Ontology annotation, biological process: intracellular signal transduction; G protein-coupled receptor signaling pathway. Gene Ontology annotation, cellular component: cytoplasm.
GCCGCCGCAGCCGCCGGGGCCGGGGAUGGUGGCGGGGGCGGCCGGAGCGGGGCGGCGGCUCCGGGCAGAGCCCUGACGGAGCUCCACCAUGAGCGUGAGGCCUCCGCAGGCCCCGGACAGGUUGAGCGGCCUCUCCUCGGCCCUGGGCGAUUCCCCCUCGGAGCGAAGGUCCCCCGGCCACCACCGGCAGCCCUCGGACACCUCGGAAUCCACAGGGCUGGUGCAGCGCUGUGUGAUCAUCCAGCGGGACCAGCAUGGCUUCGGCUUCACCGUCAGCGGCGACCGCGUCGUGCUCGUGCAGUCCGUGCGGCCAGGUGGGGCUGCCAUGAGGGCGGGCGUGCAGGAGGGCGACCGCAUCCUCAAGGUGAACGGGACGAUGGUGGCCAACAGCUCCCACCUGGAGGUGGUGAAGUUGAUCAAGUCCGGUGCCUACGUGGCCCUGACCCUGCUGGGAUCCCCCCCCGGCUCCGUGGGAAUUCCGGGAUCCCAGCAGGAGCCGGAGCCCUCGGGGGGUCCCCAGGGGCCCCCCCAGCGCAUCACGGAGCCCAGGCCCCUCCAGGACCCCGAGGUGCGGAAGCACGCGGCGCAGAUCCUGCGGAACAUGCUGCGCCAGGAGGAGGCCGAGCUCCAGCGCUGCCAGGCGCUGCUGCAGCGGCAGCCGGGCGCGGCCGUGGAGGAGCAGCUGGAGGCGGCGCGGCGGCGCCUGGGCCAGCUGCAGCUCAAGGUGCAGCAGGAGGCGCGCGGAGCCGCGGCUCUGGGGGCCCGGCCCGUGGAAGGGGAAUUCCUCCGGAGCCGGGCGGGGCCGGGCUCGGGAUCCCCGCAGCUCCCGGGGCGCUGCCCCCGGGAUCCCCGGGAUGCGGAUCCGGAAUCCGGCCCCGAGCGCGUCCCGGCCCCCGCAGAGGUAUCCCGAAAUUCCGGCUUUUCCGAGCCCGGCAGCCCCCGGAGCUCCCCCGUGCUCGGCUCCCGCCUCUCGGAUCCGGGAUCGGCGAGGCCCCAAAUCAUCGGCCCCGAGGAGGAUUGUGAGCCUGGGAGCGUCAGCAACGAGAGCGAUUCCGUGUUCCAGGAUUUGGGAAUUCUCAAAUCCCGCCCGGCCCAUUUGGCAGUUUUCCUGAGGUUCCUCUUCUCCCAGGCCGAUCCCACUCCUCUGCUGUUCCACCUGUGCUCCGAGGUUUGCUGCCAGCUGAGCAAUCCCAGGGAUUCCCGAGCCUUGGGAAGGAACAUCUGGAACAUUUUCCUGGACAGGAGCGCGCCCCUGCGGGUGAAGGUGUCGGAGCAGCUCCUGGCUGAGAUCGAGCUCCGCCUCCGGAACGGCGACGAGCUGCGGCCGGCCCUGCUGGAGGCGCAGGAAUUCCUUCUCCCGGAAAUCCAGGAGCAGCUCCAGGACUACAGGGCCAAGCGCACGCUGGGGCUGGGCGGCCUCUACGGAGAGAACGAGCUGCAGCAGCUGGAAAAACAGCUGGAAAAACAGCUGGAAAAACAGCUGGAAAAACAGCUGGAAAAACAGCGGGAACAGCCGGAGCCGCCGGAACGCCGGGAAUGCCGGGAGCGGGAACGGGCGGCGGCCGAGCGGCAGCUGGGGCACCUCAUGGACAUCCUCUCCAAGUACGAGGAGGAGCGGAGCUCCCCCAUGGCCUUCGCCCUCAGCACCUACAUGGCCCACGCCGGGAUCCGGCCCCAGGAAUUCCGGGAAUUCCGGGAAUUCCGGAACCCCGGAGCCUCCGAGAAGAUCCCGGACAAGGACAAGUGGCUGCCCUUCUUCCCCAAGGCCAAAAAGCAGAGCAGCAGCUCCAGGAAGGAGAAGGAGAAGGAGAAGGAGCAGAGGCAGAACCCGAUCCUGCGAUACAUCGGGAAGCCGCGGAGCUCCUCGCAGAGCACAUUUCAUGUCCCCCUGUCCCCCGCCGAAGCAGUGAAGCCGGGGAACGUGCGGACCAUGAUCCAGCACUUUGAGAACGGGCACGGGGAGCCCGCGGAGCCGGGGCCGCAGCGCCUCUCCACCGGCAGCAUUCCCGAGGAGCUGCUGGAGCCCGGCAGCAGCUGCCGGGCCGAGGUGCGCCUGGGCCGCUCGGAGUCGCUGAAGGGGCGGGAGGAGCUGCGGCGCUCGCGGCGCCCCGAGCCGGUGCCGCGAUCCCGCAGCGACGUGGACAUGGACACCGGGAACGCCGGGAGCGCCGGGAGCACCGGGAGCGAAACCCCCCGGCUGCACUCGGCCUCCUCCUCCGCCUCCAGCCUCUCCAACAGAUCCCUGGAAAAUCCCACCCCCCCCUACACGCCAAAGAUGGGGCGCAGGAGCGUGGAUUCUCCCAGCCUGGGCCUCGGGGCCGAUCCCUUCCUCCCGCACCUCCUGGAGGACGAGCAGGGCCCCGGCCCCGACCUGGAGCCGGAUCCCGAAUCCCAAAACCCCCAAAAUUCCCAGCCCAAUUCCCAGGGCUGGCAGCAGAAUUCCCCCGGUUCCCAGAGCUGGCAGCACUCGGUGAGCCGGGAGCUCCUGGCCAGCCUGUCCCAGCGGGAGGUGGAUCGGCAGGAGGUCAUCAACGAGCUGUUUGUCACCGAGCUGUCCCACCUGCGCAUCCUGCGCGUGCUGGACUCGCUGUUCCUGCAGCGCCUGCGCCGGGAGCAGCUCCUGAGCCGCGAGGAGCUGGGGCUGCUCUUCCCCAACCUGCCCGACCUCAUCGACGUGCACAGUUCCCUGUGGGAAUCCAUGCGGAGGCUCCGGGAGGAGCAGGGCCCCAUCAUCGGCGACAUCGGCGACCUCAUGCUGGCCCGGUUCGAGGGCGCGGCCAAGGAGCGGUUCCAGCGCGUGGCCGCCGCCUUCUGCUCCUCGCAGUCCAUCGCGCUGGAGCUGAUCCGCACCAAGCAGCGCAAGGAGAGCCGCUUCCAGCUCUUCAUGCAGGAGGCCGAGAGCCACCCGCAGUGCCGGCGGCUGCAGCUGAAGGACCUGCUGGUCGCCGAGAUGCAGCGCCUCACCAAGUACCCGCUGCUGCUGGAGAACGUCCUCAAGUGCACCCCGGCGGGCUCCCCGGAGCAGGAGAAGCUGCUGCGGGCGCGGGAGCGCAGCCGCGCCGUGCUGCGGGCGGUGAACGAGGCCGUGCGGCGCGCCGAGAACCGGCAGCGCCUGCAGCAGCACCAGCGGCGCCUGGACACGUCGGCGCUGGAGAGAACCAGCAACCCCCUGGCGGCGCAGUUCCGGAACCUGGACCUGACCUCGCACCGGAUGAUCCACGAGGGACCCCUGGCCUGGAGAGUGGGAAAGGACAAAAGCGUGGAGCUGCACGUGCUGCUGCUGGAGGAGCUGCUGGUGCUGCUGCAGCGCCAGGACGAGCGCUGGCUGCUCAAGUGCCACAGCCGGGCCGGCCUGGCCGCCGACACCAAGCAGAGCUUCAGCCCCGUGCUCAAGCUCAGCUCGCUGCUCGUGCGCUCCGUGGCCACAGACAAGCGCGCCCUGUUCAUCAUCUGCACCUCGGAGCUGGGACCCCAGAUCUACGAGCUGGUGGCGCUGACGCCCUCGGAGAAGAACACGUGGAUGCAGCUGCUGGAGCAGGCUGUCCAAGGGGCCACCAGGAGCCUCCCUGGGCCACCAAAACGGGAAGAGAGCGAGGCCAGCGGGAACGGAGCCUCCGGGCUGCUGCUGCCGGACCCCGCCGUGUCCCCGGAGCUGGCCCGGGACACCGAGCCCGAGGAUUGUUCCUCAGCUGGCAGUGACCCCGAGCCCUCGGGAAGGGCCCGACCCCUGCAGGAGCUGCUGGAGGAGCCGCGAGGGGCCGGGACCGGGGACCCCGACCCCGACCCCGACCUGGGGGACCCCGACCCCAUCCCGGGGAUCCCCAAUUCCCUGGGAAGCGCCGGAGUGGCCGAGGCAGCGCUGGAGGAUUUGGAGACCCUGCGGCUCCUGAUUGUCCGGAGGCUCCGGCCGGGCCGGGACCCCGAGCCCGAGGACGCCGCCACCCCCCACGCCCGCGGCGGCCGCAGCGGCCUCCGGCCAUCCCGGCGUGUCCAGCUGGGAAUUCCCCACGUCCGGCCCGGGAUUCGGCCACGUCCAGCCGGGAUUCCAGGAUGUCCAGCCAGGAUUCGGCCACGUCCCGGCCAGGAAUCCGGGAUAUCCAGCUGGGAAUUCUCGAUGUCCGGCCGGGAAUUCCCAAUGUCCAGCCAGGAUUCGGCCACGUCCGGCCGGGACUUCUCAGUGUCCAGCCAGGAUUCGGUGAUGUCCGGCCGGGAAUUCCCAAAGUCCAGUCGGGAAUUCCAAAUGUCCAGUCGGGAAUUCCCGAUGUCCGACCAGGAAGGGCCGGAGGGGCCGGAGCCCAACGGGAUCCGAAUCAACCGGAAAGCCCAGGAGGAGGGGCCGGAUGAGGCCACGCCCCCACGCGGCUGCAGCCAAUCAGAGCCCGAGCUGUGGGAAGGAGGCGGAGCCAGCGCUGAGGGGAAUUUCUUCUACCUGAGCCUCCCCAGGGGCCCCCCCCGGCCGGGAGGGGACGCCGGGGACAGCGCCGGGGACAGCGCCGGGGACAGCGCCGGGGACAGCCGGGACCCCCGCGGGGACAGCCGGGACCCCCAUGGGGACAGCCGGGACCCCCACGGGGACAGCCGGGACCCCCAUGGGGACAGCCGGGACCCCCGCGGGGACGUCGGGGACACGGAGCUGAUCCUGGGCACCCUGGAGGAGCUGCGGGGCAAACUGCUGAGGCUCAGGGUCCUGGAAAUCGCUCACUGGCAGCUGCUGCACUCGCUGCGGGGAGGCGACGCCACCGUCCCCAACACCGUCCCCAACAACGUCCCCAACACCGUCCCCAACACCGUCCCCGGGCGGGCCCCGCCGCCCCCCAGCCCCCGCAGCGCACCCCAGGCCCCGCGGGGACACGGUGGCACCGGCACCCACGGCGGCACCAGCACCCAUGGUGGCACUGCCACCCACAGUGGCACCGGCACCCACAGUGGCACCGGCACCCAUGGUGGCACUGCCACCCACAGUGGCACCGUCACCCACGGUGGCAAUGUCACCCACGGUGGCACUGUCACCCACAGUGGCACCGUCACCCACGGUGGCAAUGUCACCCACAGUGGCGCUGCCACCCACAGUGGCGCUGCCACCCGCGCUGGCAGCGCCGCCCAGGGCACAGGCUCCGGCGCCCCCGCCCACCUUUAACCCGGGAGGGGGGGGAUGGGCUGGAAUUUCCCUCCCCUCCCCCAAACCCCCCCGGAAGAUUUUCCAGGGAAUUCCGGCCGGGAGCUGCCCCCGGACAGCCGGACAGACGGACAAAUGCACUUUGUUGGCAAUUCCCCCUUUUCCCCCCCAAAAAAAAUCCUAUAAAUAUGUACGUACGCCCCUCCCCCACGCUGUAAAUACCCCCGGGUGUCCCCUCCCCCCCCCCGUGUGACAAUCGGGGGUGACACGGUGACAAUCGGGGGGUGGCACCCCCAAAAUCCCGGGAUUUCCCCCCAAAAGUCCGGGUUUUCCCCCCAGAAUCCCGGAUUUGCCCCAAAUCCCGGGUUUUCCCCCCAGAAUCCCGGGGUUCCCGAUAUAAAUAUUAUAAAUAACAGAGCCCGGGGGGCGCUGGAAGCUGGGAAGAA